GGCGUGGAUCAUGGAAAAAAUCAUUAAAUAUAUUAGCUUCAGUCUUGCCAUCAUAUUUUGCUACUUUAAUUUGCUCUUCUAUGAAUGUUCCACUGUUCGGGUUGUCGAAAGGAAGCGAAGUAGGAGAAGAUGUGCUCCUUACGAAGGCAAGGCAACAUCUUCGUACUCACACUGACCGGCGCCGGUGAACACAGGCUCAAUCCCACCCUCAUCGACGCCAUUAAAUCAUCUCUUCUCAGAGUCCGCGCCGCGCUCCCCCCGCCCUCUGUUCUGAUCACCACCGCCCAUGGCAAAUUCUUCUCCAACGGCUACGACCUCGCAUGGUCCAAGUCGCCCGAUCCCGUCGAGUCAGACGCCCGGGGCCGCCUCAUGGUCGCCAAAUUCAAGGCUCUUGUGGCCGAUUUCCUCUCUCUCCCGAUGCCGACGAUCGCCGCCGUCAAUGGCCACGCCUCCGCGGCCGGCUUCGUCCUCGCGCUGAGCCACGACUACGUCCUCAUGAGGAAGGACCGGGGGUUUCUCUACAUGAGCGAGCUCGACAUCGGUCUCGUUAUCCCGCGCUGGUUCACGGCGGUGAUCCGGUGCAAGAUCGGGUCGGCGGCCGCCCGGCGCGAUGUUUUGCUCCGGUCGAAGAAGGUCACCGCUGAGGAGGCGGUGGCCGAGGGCAUAGUAUUCUCGGCUCACGACGGCGCGGAGGAGACCCUGAGGGCCGCCGUGCGAUUGGGGGAGGAGUUGGAGGGGAGGCGAUGGGAUGGACACGUGUACGGUGAGAUCCGUAUGGGGUUGUAUUCUGAAAUUCCGGAGGCGAUUAGAUUGGACGGAGAAAUGAGUGGGACUGCGUCAAGAUUAUGAGCUGUAAUGGUGUAAUGCAAUCAAACGUAUUGCUUCUGCGUUUGCAAAAUAGUCAAAAUGCGAUUGCGGACUACAGCAAAUUGGUAUUUUAAUUUGUAAGCAAUCGCCUCUCUCUCUCUCUCUCUCUCUCUCUCAAUAAUUUUGCAAUCAAUGCAAUAAAGAAGCUAAAGUGAGUUAAUAUUUCAUAAAUCCAAACAGGAUUAGAUUUGAA
Molecule: messenger RNA, 1060 nt
Organism: Malania oleifera
Lineage: Eukaryota; Viridiplantae; Streptophyta; Magnoliopsida; Santalales; Ximeniaceae
Product: enoyl-CoA delta isomerase 1, peroxisomal-like
Exons: 1
Coding region: 130-849 (239 amino acids)
Biological process (GO): fatty acid beta-oxidation
Cellular component (GO): peroxisome
Molecular function (GO): delta(3)-delta(2)-enoyl-CoA isomerase activity; enoyl-CoA hydratase activity
Source: RefSeq, a predicted model, not a curated record